Periophthalmus magnuspinnatus is the source of this 2896-nucleotide messenger RNA. It is a transcript of the gene pum3, whose product is annotated as pumilio RNA-binding family member 3. The record is from RefSeq and is a predicted model, not a curated record. Gene Ontology annotation, molecular function: mRNA binding. Gene Ontology annotation, biological process: regulation of translation. The coding region runs from base 132 to 2087 and encodes 651 amino acids. Gene Ontology annotation, cellular component: nucleolus. The transcript has 18 exons. NCBI's taxonomy places the organism in Eukaryota, Metazoa, Chordata, Actinopteri, Gobiiformes, Gobiidae.
GCGACACGUAAAGCGUUUCGUCCACAACACAUGUGGAAAGAGCAGAGCUGCAGCGUGCGGGGAAACUAAUUGUAUGAAACAAACCAUAGAACACACAUAAAUCAGGCACUAACUUCGAAUACGACGUAACAAUGGAGGCCAAAUCCAAAAAUACAUUUUCUCCCAAGACCAAGGGUGUUAAAACCUCUGCUCUAAAAGGAAAAGAUUCCAUCAGCACUAAGAUGGGAGGAAAGUCUGGUGCUAAGAAGCCCUUUAAGAAGCCUUAUAAAAACACAGAGCACAAAAAAGGAGAGAACCAGGCUGCCCCAAAGUUCACCAAAAAUGACAAAGGAGUGAGGAAGAGGAAGCGGAUGCAUGGGAAGGAUAUUGAAGGAGGUAAAGGAGGUCCCAUAUCUAAAAAGUGGAAGAGUGGAAAACCUGAGCCCAAAAAGAAGCUGUCCAAGGAGGAGCUGAAGGCCACAAGGCAGCAGAGGAAGAGGGAUGUGAAGAGGAACAGACAGCAGGCUGAGAGGAAGGACAUGUUUGACAUCAUCUGUCAGAGCAAGCAGAUCUGGGGCCAGUUGCGCAGGAAAAAGUGUGAUGACCAGAUGAAGAAGAAAUUGAUGAAGCAGCUCCAUGAUCUGAUCAGGGGGAAAUCCAAACAGAUGGCAUUCGCUCAUGACUCGGUCCGCAUCCUGCAGUGCUUCAUUCAGUUUGGGAGCCAUGAGCAACGCCAGGAAGUGUUCAACGAGCUCAAAGAUGACACGGUGGCUUUGUGCAAGUCUCAGUAUGGUCGGCACGUGGUGAAGAAGCUACUCAUGUACGGGAAUAAAGAGGUGGUUGCGUUGGUGAUGCAGACGUUUAAAGGUCACGUGAAGGCCAUGCUACGGCACGCCAUGGCUUCCUCUAUCAUGGAAUACGCCUACAACGACAAGGCCACGCUUCCACAGAGGCUAAUGCUAACGGAGGAGCUGUACGGGAACACCUUCACAUUCUGCAGGUCCUCAGUGUGCAACACCAUCGACAAAGUGCUGGAAGCUAAUCCAGACAAAGUGGGCUCCAUUCUGGACGAGAUGAAGCAGAUCCUGACUCCCAUGGCCCAGAAAGAACAGGUCAUCAGACAUUCGCUGGUCCACAAGGUGUUCUUGGACUUUUUCCAGUUUGCUCUUGAAAAGCAAAGGACGGAGAUGAUUGAAUCCAUCCGGGAGGCUGUGGUCUACAUGGCUCACACUCAUGACGGAGCGCGGGUUGCCAUGAACUGUGUGUGGCAUGGAACGGCAAAGGACAGAAAGGUCAUUAUCAAAACCAUGAAAACGUACAUGGUGAAGUUUGCCACGGGGGAGUUCGCUCACCUGGUCCUGCUGGCCAUCUUUGACUGUGUGGAUGAUACCAAACUGGUCAAACAGACCGUGCUGUCAGAGCUACUGUCCUCUCUGAGCGAGGUCCUAGGGAACAAAUAUGGCAAGAAGGUGAUGGCCUAUCUGUUGAACCGACGUGACCCUGCCCACCUGUUGCCAGAGACCAUCCAGCUACUGCAGAUGGGAGACGGCAACCAGCACAGUAAAAAGGACGCAAAUAUCCGGAGGAGGGAGCUACUCGAGGCUGUGUCCCCUGCUCUGCUCCAGUACCUGUGUGAGAAUGCGGUGAGCAUGGCCACAGACAAAGCCAGCUGUGUAACCGUCAGCGACAUCCUGGCCUCUGCCUGUGGAGACCUCAGACCGGCUAUGAGCGCUGUGGCCCAGCUCGCCAACCAGGAGCUGCAGCCCGGCGGAGCCAACGGCAAGCUGCACCUGGCGGAGCACCCAGCUGGACACCUGCUGCUCAAGUGGCUGCUGGAGCAGGACCUGGUGCUGGCGGAGGCUGGGAAACCAGAGCGGUUCGGUCGGAUCUUGGUGGACAGUGUGGAGAUAGACAAACUGCAGACAUGGGCUCGAGUGAACCGUGGAGCCAUGGUGCUGAGCUGCCUGCUGAGCAGCUGUGAUUUCUCGGUGGUGGAGGAGGUGAAGGCCGCCCUGAAGCCCCUCAUCCCAGAGCUGGAGCAGAGUGCCAGCAGCAACCAAGGAGCCCACAUCCUGCUGCAGAAACUCACCCAGAGCUGUGGGCCUUAGCCCAUACUGUGCCGGGACUGUGCUUACUGGACUCACAACACCUGGAGGCCCUUGCCCAGUCAGGAGAACGUUCAUGUGGGCUGCUGUUGAGUUUAGGUACUGUAUGAAAAUAUUGUUUGUCAAAUAAGAGGAUUGUGUAUAUUGUGUUACGUGAAAUCCAUAAGACUCCAUUGGAAUGACUAGGAGUGUGUACCCAAUGCCAAGGACAAGACUGAUGCACACGGCAGCCAACUAAAUGUCCCGUGGAGUAAAUGGAAAGUGUUCACUUCAUACCAUUAUGUAACCAGCUUUUUUAUUUUGACAAUAGCUAUACAGAGGCAGUUUGUCAUAAAAAUUAUUUACCCCUCAAUUUUGCCAGAGGGUCAGUAAUGGUGGACAAUAUGGUUAAAAAUGAGUAUUUGGGUUCUUUUUUGUUUGUUUCUGUUCAUGACUUUGCAUGUUUCAUCAUGUGAAAUGACUAUUUGCAUGACAAAGGUGCACAAGUCUCACUUUGAGUGACAACAUAUAUCUCCAUAUAAAUCAGCAGCAUUUUUAUUGAACGUUGUGGGAAAUAUCGAGGACAUCGAGUACAUCUUAAACAACAUUUGUAUUAUAGAUUUGGAUUAUGUGCCCACUUCUGCUUCAGCCACCAAAUUCCAAUGUAAAGUGGACCUGUGAAAAUGUGUGCCAUGUACAUUGUCAUUGAAAAUACUUUAACAAGCAUCUUUAAUAAUGUUACCACAGACAAUAUGUGAAAUACAAUGGGUAAUUGUUAUAUUUUAAUACUAUGUUGCACAGCCUAUGCUACUUAUAAUAAACAUUAAAAUAUA